Messenger RNA from Micropterus salmoides (largemouth bass), 5040 nucleotides. Its product is annotated as thyroid hormone receptor alpha. Gene Ontology annotation, molecular function: zinc ion binding; RNA polymerase II cis-regulatory region sequence-specific DNA binding; nuclear receptor activity. The record is from RefSeq and is a predicted model, not a curated record. Gene Ontology annotation, biological process: positive regulation of transcription by RNA polymerase II; thyroid hormone receptor signaling pathway; cell differentiation. The transcript is spliced from 11 exons. Bases 1647 to 2897 code for a protein of 416 amino acids. NCBI's taxonomy places the organism in Eukaryota, Metazoa, Chordata, Actinopteri, Centrarchiformes, Centrarchidae.
UGUUGAGUUACCCUACAGACCGUGGCCAUGGCUUUGGCUGUGCCUGGCAGACACGGCGCUCCCGUUUCUCAGACCUGGUAGCGGUUUAAAAGGAGGGGGGGGGGGCUGCUGCCGGCUAACAGUUAACCCGCUGGACUUGCGGGUAUUUCUACGUAUUUGUGCUUCUUUUUCUUCACGUGUUGUUAAGCCGACCGGUCCUUGUUCACAAGGCUUUUAUGUUGACAACACAGGAGGUGACUUUGUAUCAUAAACCGAGCACUGGAUGAGGGCAGCAUCAUCUGUUUCAUUUGUGGAGCAAUCAGACGGGAUUCUGUGACUCACCUUGGGCCACUUAGGGUGGAGCCCCCGAAGAAACCUACCUGUACGUGUUAAGACGAAUGAGCCAAGCAUCGACCUUUUCAGAUGGACACUGGGAGACGGCAGUAUUCUGUUUCAAAGACACAAGAUUGAAGAAUACACUCAAGACUGAUGCAACACCGUUUUACCUCCCGUCCUCCUCUCCUCUUCCACUGAUUCAAUCAGAGAAAAACUCUUCUGCAUUCUACCUCCCAGAGAAAUAGCAAACAGCAAUUUAAUAUCUGUUAUCAGCAACAUUUCUUCAUUUACCUCAGGGAUUUUCUCCCACUGCCUACCUCUUCCACCGAAUCAGCCAACCCAGUGAUGUAAAGCAAAAACACACCUCUGACCCCUCACUGCUGUUACCAUGACAACCUGUAUUGCCUCUCAAGUUUUCCUCACUGCAGCCGAAACAACCAGCAAUGACCUUGGACCUCUUACCACCUGUCAGUUCAGACCUGCACACUGCCUAAAUUGUACUCGUCCACACUUGUAGCCUGGACCUCUGGCUAGUUAUAACUGGAAGCAAAAGGGUCACAGUUGCCAUGCAGUCAGCUACACACACACAAUAGACUUCACCCUUCGAUACAAUAUACCUGGCAGGCAACUAUAUACCUCAGCAGGUACGGAUUCUAGAUAGGCACCCAGUCAGCAGGACACUUUUCAGCUACAGCACUAAGCCUGGUGCUUCAUUCUACCUAGCAGACAACUCACUUAAGCAUCUUCCAUUUGCCUUAGAGUCAAGAAGAUAGCAACUGUAGCCAGGGAGGCCUCAAGAGAAGCAGAGAGAGAGAUUUCACUUCACUUAAUUUCCUUCUCAGCAAAGUCUCAUCAUACACGAGCCUCACGAUCUAAGCAGUAGCAUAAAUCGGCAAUUGCCCAGGAGGCCUUCAAAGAUCACAGAAGAGACACUGAAGUUUCUCCUGCCAUGAGCUUCCUCUUCACCCCAUGAAGCCUCCAUAGAAGUGAAGCUACCCACGGAGCAAGCCACAAAGAAUAACGAACUUCAUGGCAGAUUUAACUCGGAGCAUUAUAAACCUUGGGAAGUGAGAAGAGUAAUCACAGAGUAGAUCCAUAUUGUGUGACAGCAAAGAGAAAAGGAAGGGGAGCAUUAGGAGUAAAAAGAAGACCGCAGCGCUUUCUUUUGCUUCCACCGAUGUCCCGCACACCGUGCUCCUCCCAGCCAAUCACCACCCAGUUUCUCAGAUGGCUGUCUAUUGACAGGGCUGCCAGCGAAUGCUGAGCAGGCUGGCGAGGUUGAGGUCCGCCUCACUAUCCUGUGAUUGGCUGCUGGAUGGGACUGGGGCUUCAUGGAGCCAAUGUCCAACAAACAGGAUAGCAACUCAUCAGAGGGAGAUGAGAAAGGGUGGCCAGAUGUGCCGAAGAGAAAGAGUAAGAAGAGCCAGUGUUCGGUGAAGAGUAUGUCUGCUCUUAGUGUCUCUGUUCCAGGGUACAUCCCCAGCUACCUGGAGAAGGAUGAGCCGUGCGUGGUGUGUGGGGACAAGGCGACUGGCUACCACUACCGCUGCAUCACCUGCGAGGGAUGCAAGGGUUUUUUCCGCAGGACCAUCCAGAAGAACCUACAUCCAUCUUACUCCUGUAAAUAUGAAGGCUGCUGCAUCAUCGACAAGAUCACACGCAACCAGUGCCAGCUGUGCCGCUUUAAGAAGUGCAUCUGUGUGGGCAUGGCCAUGGACUUGGUGUUGGACGAGUCGAAGCGCGUGGCCAAGCGGCGUCUGAUCGAGGAGAACCGACAGAAAAGGAAGAGGGAGGAGAUGGUGCGAACGCUGCAGACGAAGCCGGAGCCAAACACUGCAGAGUGGGAACUGAUCAGGAUGGUAACCGAGGCCCACCGGCACACCAACGCCCAGGGAUCCAGCUGGAAACAGAAGCGCAAGUUCCUGUCGGAUGAUAUCGGCCAGGGUCCGAUGGUGCCCACUUCCAACGGAGAUAAGGUGGACCUGGAAGCCUUCAGCGAGUUCACCAAGAUCAUGACCCCCGCCAUCACGCGUGUCGUCGACUUUGCCAAGAAAUUGCCCAUGUUCUCGGCGCUGCCUUGUGAAGAUCAGAUCAUCUUGCUGAAGGGCUGCUGCAUGGAGAUCAUGUCGCUGCGCGCUGCUGUACGCUACGACCCAGAGAGCGAGACGCUGACGCUGAACGGCGAGAUGGCCGUGAAACGUGAGCAGCUGAAGAACGGCGGGUUGGGCGUGGUGUCGGACGCCAUCUUUGAUUUGGGCAAGAGCCUGGCUCAGUUUAACCUGGAUGAUUCGGAGGUGGCUCUGAUGCAGGCCGUGCUGCUCAUGAGCUCAGACCGUUCAGGGCUGACAAGUGUGGAGAAGAUCGAGCAAUGCCAAGAGGCCUACCUGCUUGCAUUCGAGCACUACAUCAACUACCGCAAGCACAGCAUUCCCCACUUCUGGCCCAAGCUGCUGAUGAAGGUGACGGAUCUGCGCAUGAUCGGAGCUUGCCACGCCAGCCGCUUCCUGCAUAUGAAGGUGGAGUGUCCCAACGAACUCUUUCCCCCGCUCUUCCUGGAAGUCUUUGAGGACCAGGAUGUGUGACUUACAGAACACUGAAACCACGGCACCCCCUGAAAGAACCUUCCACACACGAGGAAAUACAUUUGGGGCUGCUUUGGUGGAAGAGGGAGACUUGGGAAUGUGCCCUGUAAACUUUUUGUCUCAUUUUUGUCAAACACCCACAAGACCUACCACCUGCCACCAGCAAACACACAUCACCAUCAUCAGAAAGAAACACACUGACAAUCUGGCUUUGCUUUUUGUCAUUCUGACAGGUUAUAGAUAUUCACAAAUUUGAAUUCCAAACACACUGCCCUACGUACAGGAUACCUAUAUGCAAACACAAACCUCAUUGAUGAACUCCUCUUGCACCUGUUUGGACAAACGCUACACUAAUGCAAGCUGAGGGGCUUGGUUAUGUCUGUGUGACACCCCCCCCCCCCCUACAUGUUUUAUUUUUAUCUCUGGAACCUGACCAUUAGCUCCUCAGACAACUCCCAUCCCCACCACACAUCCAUCUCACGUGCAUCUCUUUAACAGCAAUGGUGUCCUCCGUCUGUGCGUGCGGCCCACCCCUCAGUCUGCCGAGGCCCUGUGAGUGUUUGUCGACCUACCUCCCUCACGUACUGACCUCUCUCUGAUCUCUCUCUGGCUCACGUACACACAGAGACCCACACACAUUAUGUACGUGCACAAAACACACCCCUGCACUCUUACCUCAUGUGAAAUGCAUUUGCUCGUUUAUUGUGUGAGCGGUGGUAGUCUGUUGAGAAAACAUGGAGCCAUGUAGUCCUCAGUUACCCAUGUCCCUCGAUGCUACUGUUAGGAGAAGAAACAGUGGGAACGCUUUAUAUGAAGCCCUUAUCUAUAAGUUUACAUACCUACAUAACACUUUAUGAUGCAUUAAUGCUGUUGCUCUGCGCAUUAUUAAGUCAUUUAACUGCAGACAGUAGACAUUACAGGUGUGAUUAUAAUGAUUUAAAGAUAUAAGUGGUCGAUAUGGUUUUGUCUACUUCAAGAAAGGGUGUAUUUAUACCUAGGAGGUUUUGAGAUUUGUGUCAUUAUACAGUAAAUGCUUGUUGUUUGCUUUAAGUUGAAGCAACAGUUGGAAAAAAGCAUUUUGGGAAAUAAGCCGCCUGUCGGUUACAUUAGUUUAGCACAAAGACUGGAAAGAAGGGGAAACAGCCUGGCUCAGUAAAUGUAAAUACUACAUAAGUUUUGUCUUUCAGCUCAUUGAUUUCGUUUUCCGGCCCAGGGUUCACUCUUAACACUCUCAUCGCAUCGUUUCUGAACACAGCAGGCAGCUGUGUUCAGCAAGUGAACCCAAAAACUGUAUGGGAGCUGUAACAUCAGAAAGACAAAGUUAGCAGCAAGCUGGCGAACAGAUAUUACCCUUAGGAGACCAAACAGUUAAAAAGAGAGUGAAUAUUGGACAGAAACAUGAGACCCAAUGAAUGCUAAUAUUGGAAAGUAAUAGCUGGUUGUGUACAAUUUCAGUCAGUGCUGUGUUCACAGCUUGUUUCCGGUCCUGAAUAGCCAAAACACAUUGUUUAAAAUAAAGUCUAUUGUAGCUAUCGGCUACAUAAGAAGUGUUCCCACUAUUUUAGUUAGGAUACAUUCAUUAAUAUUAAAAAAUAAAAUAUUUAUACUGUACUUACAUACAGUAUAAAUAUUCCUAGAAUACCUCUCCGACACAUACCUCCUGUUCUCAUUACCUCACACACAUGCAUAGUACACACACCCAUACAGUUUUUUUGAUGCAUUACCUCAGUUGUUUUGUUGCUCAUCUCUUCCUCCUCCUAAAUAACGACAGGGCUGCACCGCACUUCCUCUCGCCGUGUGUGUGUGUGUGUGUGUGUGUGUGUGUAUGUAUGUCAGUGUGUGUGUUUGGGUGGGUGAGUGCUUCUUCUCAUUGGAGCCUGUUAAUCGCACCGUUGCCCCGCCUCCUCACCUCCCUGCUGACUUGUGAUAGGUUCAGCACUGGCAAGUGCUGAGGGUGGGAGGGCAUGUUGUACCUCUGCAGGCCUCCCCCCUCACCUGUACCUGUUUCAAGUCCAGCCUGAAACCGACAGAUUCUACCUCACCUCUCAUCUCAGCGCAGCUGCUCGUCUGUCUGCAACACACUGACAUGCAUGCACAUAUACUGUAUGUAAAAAAGUAUAUAUAUGUGUGUGUGUGUGUGUGU